Messenger RNA from Brienomyrus brachyistius, 1230 nucleotides. RefSeq names its product transcription factor HES-5-like. The transcript is spliced from 2 exons. Bases 39 to 533 code for a protein of 164 amino acids. Gene Ontology annotation, molecular function: protein dimerization activity; RNA polymerase II cis-regulatory region sequence-specific DNA binding; DNA-binding transcription factor activity, RNA polymerase II-specific. Gene Ontology annotation, cellular component: nucleus. The record is from RefSeq and is a predicted model, not a curated record. Gene Ontology annotation, biological process: anterior/posterior pattern specification; regulation of neurogenesis; regulation of transcription by RNA polymerase II. NCBI's taxonomy places the organism in Eukaryota, Metazoa, Chordata, Actinopteri, Osteoglossiformes, Mormyridae.
CAGCUACACAGAGAGCUGCCCAUCUCAGAGAUACAGACAUGGCACCGACAGUCACGGCAGCAGUGAUCUAUUCUCAGGAGCACCUCACUCUGGACAACAAGCUGAGGAAGCCGAUGGUGGAGAAGAUGCGCAGAGAUCGCAUCAACAGCAGCAUCGAGCAGCUCAAGUCUCUCCUGAGCCAAGAGUUCCUCAGUCAGCAUCCCGACUCCAAGCUGGAGAAAGCCGACAUCCUGGAAAUGACAGUUAAUUUCCUGAGACAGCAACGCCAUCACCAGCCAGUGAUCACCUCGUCCUGUGCAGCAGCUGAAAAUGAGGGCUUCUUCAAGUGUGUCCAAGAGAUUGUGGGUUUCCUGUCAAGGGAAGAUGUGAAGACACAGUCCCAGAUGAGACUCCUGAGGCACUUCCAAACCAUGCAGUCUUCCUCUGGUAAAAGCAGGGCUGACAGUGACUCGUCUUGCCAAAGUUCACCAGCUCGUCAUACAGCUAUUAAAGAGAAGACACCAGUCAACAGCGCCCUCUGGAGACCAUGGUGAACUCCAACAGACAGGAGCUCAGACAAACAGAACUGAACAUGUUGAUCUAUGAUGAACAGUUGUUCUAAAAGUGUAGGGAGUUGUUUCUUCCUCUUCUGCACAUGCAGGAGACAUUUGUUACUACCUUAUUUGAAUCAAAUAUUAAGCUUUGAAUUUUUAGUACUAUCGCAAAUGAAGCAGGUUAAAUAUUUAACAUUCCUGUUAUCCCACUUUUGGUAAACAUUUAGAACAUGAAUGAAAAUAAAUGUGUUAACACUGAAGAUUCAGUGUAAUGGGAUUUUCUUCAGUUAUCUUAAUGCCAUGUCCUGUUUUGAUUCAUUUUCAUACAUUCGAUAUUGUAAGGUAAUGUCAUGUAAAAUGUUUAUAAGACCAUCUCCACCAUUCUUAGUGUGGCUAUUUAAAAAAUAUUAUUGUAUAAUCGUUUGUGUUAUACUGACCUGUCAGAGUGACGUGUAUAUUACACUGGAGUUUGAAGGGUCUCAGUGUCUACUGAAAUUGUAGUGUGUAAACCACAUGUGAUAAAAUGUCUUUUAUAAAGAUAAAAUUAUUUACUUGAUUAGCAGAGUCAUAACUAUCCCUGUUCUUACGUAUCUCACUGUAUGAGAAGUGAUUUCAGUUCCUUUCAGUGAAGGAGAUGUUAAUGUGUGAAUGACAUUUGUUGAAGAUGUAUAUAUAUUAAAAAAAAAAUUGUUAUUCA